CCCACGCCGAUCGAAGCGAGACGCAGCGAGCGAGCGCGAGAUCCAGCCAGCCAGCCAGCCAGCCAGCCGUGCGAGGGUCGGGUCAAUGCUGGCUCCCAUGAAUUCCUUCCCGUCUCGUCAUCUCCCCUCCUGUCGUCCCGGCUGGUCAAAAUCCUUCGCGUACACACCCACGCGUAUUACCAUGUAUACAUAGCCUCGCCCCCGGCCCGUACGCGACUGCGAUAGAUCCCCCAACCCUCCCCGCCCGCCCGCCCGCCCUCCGCCCCGCCGCCUCUCCCCAUCCACCCCAGCAGCCCAGCGGAAACGCACACUGGAACGCCGAGGGAUCCACGAGCCGGGCCGCGCUGCGAGGAGCCAUGGAGUUCACCGCCGCGUCCAGCAGCAGCAGGCUGUCGAAAGAGGAGGACGAGGAGGAGGAGGGGGAGGAGAUGGAGGAGGAGGAGGCCUCCCCGCGUGAGAUCCCCUUCAUGACGGCCAUGACGGCGGCCGCCUCGUCCUCCUCCCCGACGUCCGCGUCCGCAUCUUCUUCAGCGGCGGCGGCCUCCGCGUCGGCGUCUGGGUCGGGCUCUCCCUUCCGCUCGAGCGACGGCGCUGGGGCGUCUGGGAGCGGGGCGGGCGGCGGCGACGUGGAGGUGAUCGACAAGGAGCACAUGUUCGACAAGGUGGUCACGCCGAGCGACGUGGGCAAGCUCAACCGGCUGGUGAUCCCCAAGCAGCACGCCGAGAAGUACUUCCCUCUGGACGCGGCGGCCAACGAGAAGGGCCUGCUGCUCAGCUUCGAGGACCGCGGGGGCAAGCUCUGGCGCUUCCGCUACUCCUACUGGAACAGCAGCCAGAGCUACGUCAUGACCAAGGGCUGGAGCCGCUUCGUCAAGGAGAAGCGCCUCGACGCCGGGGACACCGUCUCCUUCUGCCGCGGCGCCGCCGACGCCACGCGCGACCGCCUCUUCAUCGACUGGAAGCGCCGCGCCGAACUCCGCGACCCGCACCGCCUCGCGCGCCUGCCCAUGCCCAUGCCCACCUCCUCUCCCUACGGCCCGUGGGGCGCCGGACCGGGCGGUUUCUUCAUGCCGCCCGCGCCUCCAGCCACCCUCUACGAGCACCACCGCCUCCGCCAGGGCUUUGACUUCCGCAGCAUCAGUCCCGCCGCUCCGCCGAGGCCGCAGGUGCUCUACUUCGGCUCCGCGGGAAUUUUCCCGCACGCGACCAUGCCGCCUCCGCAGCCGCAACCUCCGCUGCACAUUGCGGUGCAACCGAGCCCGCCGGUCACGGUCGGCAUGCCCAUGGUCCUCGAUUCGACGCCACUCGUCAACAGCCCGACGGCGGCCGCGAAGCGCGUGCGUCUGUUCGGAGUCAACCUCGACAACCCGCACACCCACGGCGGCGAGUCAAGCAACGAUGCCAACGCAUUGUCGCUGCGGAUGCCGGGAUGGCAAAGGCCGACACAGUUUAGGUCGCUGGAAUUGCCCCAGCACGGUGCAGCCGGAGCGGAGUCGUCUGCGGCCUCGUCGCCGUCGUCAUCAUCAUCCUCCAAGAGAGAAGCGCAUUCCUCCUUGGAUCUCGAUCUGUGAAGGAUAUUUGGUGAGCUCGAUCGGGAGCGUGCCCAAGGAAAGUUCAACAAUUCCUUCUUCAGUUUGUCACCUUCCUUUUCUUCCUCUCCACCUUUUGCGGUUCCGUUAUAACAUUGAUAGAAGCCAGCAUUUAACAUUUCAUUUUCGUUUUCGUUUUCGUUUUGGCCAAUCAAAUUCUUGGGUGUUGGUUUGAGAAUUAUUAAUAUAUAGAGAGAAACUAGCGAAUCAAUCAAUUCUUCAUGAGUUCGUCUGGUUUCGAAUAAGAUUCCUUCAUUUUCGGUCUUCCCCGCUAUCCCAGUAUAGCUUGUGAUUUCUAAGUCAAAUUAUUUUCCUUUACUAAUUGGUUGGUCCGCAGUUUGGUUGACCAAUUCCGUUUGCCCCCACAUAUGAUAACACACCUCUAAAUUUGCAAACCCCAAACAGCAUUAAUACGGCCAAGAUCUGAAUCGUAUGAUUACGAGCGCAGUCUGAUACACAUCCAUCAUCCCGAACUUGCAUCAUAUGAAUGAUCUUCUCCUCUAGACUGAACCUUCAACGCAGCUCUCAGAAACAGUGGCGAGGCAAUGACAUUGAUGGCGAUUAGCGAUGCAAGCAGCUGCCACCGGAGAAGCUACAUACGAGCAUUGCAGGUCAAAUCCUUCACUUCUGAAGAGAUCCUUAAAUUCCUGUAGUUUACUCCUCUUCAUUAGUACUGCUAGUCUGCUAGUAUGUCGUAUCUUAUAUUUAUGUGCUUGGCCUUCUUGCUUUUAAUUCGUGAGUUUGCUGAUACUUUUUGUACCGUUUCAUACUCCAUAUGCAUAAUUAGAUGAUCGUAAUGGCAAAGAUCAUAGGGACUGGUACAAGCAAAUUUAAGGAA
Molecule: messenger RNA, 2427 nt
Organism: Triticum aestivum (bread wheat)
Lineage: Eukaryota; Viridiplantae; Streptophyta; Magnoliopsida; Poales; Poaceae
Product: B3 domain-containing protein Os02g0683500
Exons: 1
Coding region: 357-1571 (404 amino acids)
Molecular function (GO): DNA binding; DNA-binding transcription factor activity
Source: RefSeq, a predicted model, not a curated record